Molecule: messenger RNA, 4452 nt
Organism: Hevea brasiliensis (rubber tree)
Lineage: Eukaryota; Viridiplantae; Streptophyta; Magnoliopsida; Malpighiales; Euphorbiaceae
Product: pentatricopeptide repeat-containing protein At5g65560
Exons: 3
Coding region: 241-2979 (912 amino acids)
Molecular function (GO): protein binding
Source: RefSeq, a predicted model, not a curated record
GAUUUUACUACCGAGGUGGGUCACUGUCACGGACGCUCAAGCAGGCGGAGAUUGAAGGGCAAAGGCCGAGUUGCCAAAUCUCUUCCUUUCCACGGCUGAGAAGCUAGCAGUGGUCUUGACCACGUUCACCUCCUUUCCAAACCCUCUCACCAACCCUCUUCCUCAUUCCUAAGGUCUCCGUAAAUCUAUCAUCGCCAACGUUCCUCUUCUUCAUGAACCCAUUUCACCGCCGCAACGGAAAUGUUAAAACCCCUCCUCCAAUCCCCUUCCUUCCUGGAAAGCCAUUUCCAUUUGCUCUUUUUUUCUUCAAAAUCUAACUACUCUACGAGUAAAUCCCACUUCUCCAACUUAAUAUCCAAAGUUCUUGACCUUCUAUGUGGCGAUCCUCACUGGCCUAGAAACCCUGAGCUCAAUUGUUUAUCCUCUGCGCUUAGACCCCAUCAUGUUUCCGAAAUUAUCAAUACCCACAAGAAUACAGACACUGCCCUCCACUUCUUUUAUUGGAUUUCCAGGAGGCAUUUUUACAAACAUGACAUGGGCUGUUUUGUAUCCAUGCUAAAUAGGCUCGUGAGGGAUCGAAUCUUUGCUCCUGCCGAUCAUGUUAGGAUUUUGAUGAUCAAAUCUUGUAGAAACGAGGAAGAGCUUAAAAGGGUAAUUGAAUACUUGAAUGGAAUUACUGCUAAUGGUGUCUUUGGCUUUACUUUGUACAGCUUUAAUACUCUUUUGCUUCAGUUGGGCAAGUUCGGCUUGGUCACUUUAGCUCAAAAUGUUUAUACUCAACUUUUGAGUAGUGGAGUUAAGCCCAGUUUAUUGACAUUGAAUACUAUGAUUAAUAUUUUUUGCAAGGAAGGAAAGGUUCAAGAGGCUAUGUUGGUUUUAAAUAAGAUUUUUCAGUUUGACUUGUGCCCCGAUGUUUUUACGUAUACUUCAUUGAUUCUUGGGCAUUGUAGGAAUCGCAAUUUGGAUAAAGCUUUUGAGGUUUUUGAUUGGAUGGUUAAGGAUGGUUGUGAUCCUAAUUCAGUCACAUAUUCAACUCUGAUAAAUGCGUUAUGCAAUGAAGGGAGUAUUGGUGAAGCAAUGAACAUGCUUGAAGAAAUGACUGAGAAAGGGAUUGAACCAACAGUGUAUACAUAUACAGUGCCAAUUAGUUCUUUGUGUGAGGUUGGGCGUGUGGACGAGGCCAUUAGCCUUGUGAGAAGUAUGAGGAAGAGGGGCUGUAGCCCAAAUGUGCAAACAUAUACAGCACUUAUUAGUGGGUCGUUUCAUGGAGGGAAAAUGGAAGUGGCAAUAGGGCUGUACCACAGAAUGCUGAGGGAAGGUUUGGUUCCAAACACAGUUACAUAUAAUGCGUUGAUAAAUGAACUGUGUUCAGAAGGAAGAUUUGAAAUUGCUUUGAAGAUUUUUUAUUGGAUGGAGGGACAAGGUACCUUGGCAAAUGCACAAACAUACAAUCAAAUUAUAAAAGGGUUGUUCACCAUGGAUGAUAUUGAGAGGGCAAUGAUUGUUUUUAAUAAAAUGCUUAAGGAUGGGCCAUCUCCAAAUGUGGUGACAUAUAAUACGCUCAUUGUUGAAAAUCUCAAACGGGGGUAUCUGAACAAUGCUAUGAGAUUUUUGGAUAUGAUGAAGGAGAGUGGUUGUGAACCUGAUGAGAGGACUUAUUGUGAACUUACUUCAGGCUUUUCCAAGGCAGGGAAAUUGGACUCUGCUACUACUAUUUUCUGUGAGAUGCUUGAACGUGGCAUAAGCCCAAAUCAGUGGAAUUAUACAGCCAUGAUUGAUGGUUAUUGUAAGGAGGGGAAGAUGGAUGUUGCAUUGUCAUUAUUUGAGAGGAUGGAAGAAAAUGGUUGUUCUCCUAGCAUAGAAACUUAUAAUGCCAUUAUAAGUGGUUUGUCUAAAGAUGAUAGAUAUUUGGAAGCUGAGAAAUUUUGUGCCAAGAUGAUUCAGCAGGGAUUGCAACCGAACACGAUCACUUACACGUCUUUGAUUGAUGGACUUUGUAGGAAUGGUGGGACCAACCUGGCAUUCAAGAUUUUCCGUGAAAUGGAAAAGAAUAAUUGUUUGCCAAAUGUGCACACAUAUACUUCUCUUAUUUAUGGCUUAUGUCAAGAAGGCAAGGCUGAUUCUGCAGAGAGGCUACUUCAAGAAAUGGAGACAAAAGGUUUGGUUCCUGAUGAGGUUACAUUUACCUCUCUUAUUGAUGGUUUUGUAUUGCUCGAUAGGUUGGAUCAUGCAUUCAUGCUUCUUCGGCAGAUGGUUGAUAUGGGUUGCAAACCAAACUACCGAACUUACAAUAUAUUGUUAAAAGGAUUGCGGAAAGAAUGCCAAUUACUCACAGAAAGGGUUGUGUCACAAAAUGAGACUGUUUAUGGUUGCAGCUCAGAUGAAAGAGUAUCAACUUUUGAAUUGAUUGGUAAUCUUUUAUUAAGGCUGUCUGAGAAUGGAUGUGAACCUACUAUCGAUGUGUACAACACUCUAGUCAGUGGCUUGUGUAGAGAAGGCAAAUCUUAUGAGGCAAGUCAGUUGGUAGAAAGCAUGAAAGAGAAAGGCUUGUCUCCUAAUAUGGAGAUCUCAUGCUCACUUUUAGUGGCUCACUGUAAGAAUUUAGAAGUGGACCCUGCUUUGGGAAUAUUCAAUUCAAUGGCAGUUAAGGGCUCCAGGCCGUAUCUGUCUAUCUAUAAAGUGCUCAUUUGUGCACUUUGCAGAUCAAGCCGAGUGGAAAAAGCUCAGAGCAUAUUUCAGAACUUGCUUGCUGAGCAAUGGAAUGGUGAUCUGAUUGUUUGGACAGUUUUAGUUGAUGGGUUAUUACAGGAAGGGGAGUCUGAUGUAUGCAUGAAGUUUCUUUAUCUUAUGGAAUCUAGAAACUGUACUCUUAGUUUGCAUACAUACCGAAUCUUGGCAAGAGAACUAUCUAAAGUUGGAAAAUCAUUAGAAACUGAUCAAAUCAGUAAAGAGUUUAGGAAAUUGAGCUUCCCUCCAUAAUUGUCAAGGCAUACGAAAGUGUGUUGUCUCAAUGAGGAUGUAUGGCUGCAUCCGUAAAAUGCGCCCUAGUAACAUAUUGACAAGAUGAAGAAGCUUAUGCUGUACUGUUGGAACAUGCUGAUCUUAUCCAGCAGGAGUUGAUGUUACAACUGGAAGUAGCGAUGACAUGGAUUUGAAGAGUAAGCAACCUAAGGUACUAAUGAGAAACUCUAGGGAAAGAACAAGCAAAGAAAGCUAAGCUGUUGAAUCUGUUGGAUGAUCUUCUCAAUAUGCAGGAGAUGAAGAGAAGGGCAGAGUUGAUAGGUCUGAGUGGCUGGACUCAUUUGGCUCAGAACGAAAGGUGCAAAGAGUAAUAUUUUGUGGCUUUAAAGAAGAGGGUGUAAUCUAACGUUGUGAUGGCUUUGUCCUUUUGCCGUCACUAACCUUACUAGACUCCAAUCAAAGGCAAAAAGAAUGGGGGAGAGAGAGUCGAAAAUCAGAAAAUAAUAAUAAUAGCAUCCAUCCAAAAUUCACACCAUUUCUCCAAAGUUUUAAAAGACAACACGACACCGCAUUACCUAACCAUUUAUUCCCUUCAAAGCAAGCUUCCAAACGCUACUCUCCAACCUCAUUUGGCUUCUCUUUCUUCACCUUCUUCCUCCUUCAAAAAGUCCCUUUGCCUACACAUCCACCAACCCAACCCUCCAUAGACUAGCCUUGGCUCUUUUCGCCUUGGAGUUUGCUACUCAUUAGCUGAUUCUCAUUUAUAUAUUGCAUCACCCUGAAUCAAUUUUAGUAUAUGAACCUAAAUAGGUAGCAUAUUUCUCCUAUAUAUAUUCAUAUAUAGGACCCCCAGCACAGGCCUUGAAAACCAACUAUAGCCAAGCAAUUUUCACACCAAAAAAAGAAAAAUUACACUCAGAUGGGUAGGCAAAAUAGUGAUGCAACUGUGGCUAGUUCCUCCAUAGCACUUCUUCAAGAAAGGUUUAGAGAAUUGCAGAAAAUAAGGGAGAAGAGAAAGGAGAAAGAACUUCUCAAGCUGUUCUCAGAAUCUGAAAGGAGUAGUGCUCCGCCAGGUAUGCAUUUUGAGCCUAGCAAGUUGACCUACCACCAACCUGAGACGAUCCUUCCAAAUAAGGCACCUGCCCUUCAAGAUUCUCAUCUCUCCCUUGGACUCAAUACACAUAGCAAUAACCAUGGUGAUACUAUGAAGACCUCAACAAGCUUAUGGCCCAACACUGGAACCUCCUCAUCAAGGAAUUUUGAAAGUCCUGAUGUUGAUACCUCUCUUCAUCUCUAAAGAGUAAAGACUAUAUAUAUAUAUAUAUAUAUAUAUAUAUAUGUUUAAUUUCCUGUAAUUUUGGUUAUAUAUAUGUGUAUGUUAAUUAAUUUUGUCACAACCCUUUUGGCUAUAUAAAAAUUGGAAGAGUAAUGUAACUAUUAAACUAUGUUUCGUCCUAUAACCAUGAACAAUUUUACUGCCAUUUCUCAUAA